Messenger RNA from Lepus europaeus (European hare), 1727 nucleotides. It is a transcript of the gene CHST13, whose product is annotated as carbohydrate sulfotransferase 13. Lineage: Eukaryota; Metazoa; Chordata; Mammalia; Lagomorpha; Leporidae. The coding region runs from base 3 to 1025 and encodes 340 amino acids. The record is from RefSeq and is a predicted model, not a curated record. Gene Ontology annotation, biological process: proteoglycan biosynthetic process; carbohydrate biosynthetic process. The transcript has 3 exons. Gene Ontology annotation, cellular component: membrane. Gene Ontology annotation, molecular function: sulfotransferase activity.
GCAUGGGACGGCGCUGCCCACGGCGCACGCUGGCGGCCGCGUGCCUGGGCGCCGUGCUCCUGCUCCUGUGCGUGGCGCCCCGCGCCCUGCGCCCAGCAUUUGAGAGCAGGCCCCUGGGCUCCGGCUGGCUCAGUGGGAGGAGGAGGAGUCCCUUGCAAAUGCUCCACGACCUGGACCAGGGCCCGCGCUCGCCCCUGGCCGAGGCGCACCGGCAGCGGCGCGACCUGCUGCGCCGCGCCUGCAGCCGCCACUCACGCCGCCAGCGCCUGCUGCGGCCCGAGGACCUGCGCCACGUGCUGGUGGACGACGCGCACGGCCUGCUCUACUGCUACGUGCCCAAGGUGGCCUGCACCAACUGGAAGCGCGUGCUGCUGGCGCUCAGCGGCCGCGCCCGCGGGGACCCGCGCGCCAUCCCGGCGCACGAGGCGCACGCGCCCGGCCGCCUGCCCUCGCUGGCCGACUUCGGCCCGGCAGAGAUCAACCGGCGCCUGCGCACCUACCUGGCCUUCCUGUUCGUGCGCGAGCCCUUCGAGCGCCUGGCGUCCGCCUACCGCAACAAGUUCGCGCGGCCCUACAGCGAGGCCUUCCAGCGCCGCUACGGCACGCGCAUCAUACGCCGCCUGCGUCCCGGGGCCCAACCCGAGGCGCUGGCCCGCGGCCACGACGUGCGCUUCGCCGAGUUCCUGGCCUACCUGCUGGACCCGCGCACGCGCCGCGGAGAGCCCUUCAAUGAGCACUGGGAGCGCGCGCACGCGCUCUGCCACCCGUGCCGCCUGCGCUACGACGUGGUGGGCAAGUUUGAGACCCUGGCCGAGGACGCGGCCUUCGUGCUGGGCCUGGCCGGGGCGCCGGGCCUGCACUUCCCCGCGCCGCCACGGCCGCGAGCGGCGGCCGCAGCGCGCGACUACGCGGCGCGCCUCUUCCAGGACAUCAGCCCCUUCUACCAGCGGCGCCUCUUCGACCUCUACAAGAUGGACUUCCUGCUCUUCAACUAUUCUGUGCCCGCCUACCUGCGGCUGCACUAGCGCGGGGCCGCCUCCCCUCCCCCCAGCCUGCCGGUGCACCUGCGCCAAGGCAGCUGCUUGGAGGUGCGUUCCCAACACGGCUCAGGAGGCGCUGGUGCUGCCGGUGCUGGGGCCCCGCAGAAGCCCUGCACCCACGCUUGGCUGGUUGGCAGCCCACCUGGUCACAGGUCACGCCUGGUUUGGGUGCAACCUGCUUUGGGCAGCCAGCCAUACAGCUGUGCGUUUGCCUCUACCUGUGCCAGCUGACGGGCACCUCCCCUAGGCACUCCGGGGUGGGCAGGUUCUGCGUAGGGAGCUUUUUUUUUUUUUUUUUUUUUUUAAGGCCCCGUGACGCCACUUUAUGGAUCAGCUCUGCCUCUGUGCAGGGAACAGAAUGUAGACACAUAGCCUACCCAGGGCUCCGCCCACCCCACCCCCACCAGGACAGUCCUGGGCCAGGAGAGAGGCCUCUCCUUGGCUGCACGCAGGGCAGGACCAGCCCUGUAGGCAAGGCUCCCCCCUCUUCCCAUCCAGGGGCCAGCGUGAGCCUCCUUCCAUGGUGCCAGACAGGACAGGCUCACCUGUCCCCACGUGGCUCACGCUUGCUGUCUGGCAAGCUGCUGGGCCUCCCUGGUGUCAGCAGAGCCCAUGCUGCCGCGCUGGGCAGGUCUGAUAGGAUGGGGACGGGCAUGUGUUUGAAAUAAAUGUUUUGUUACUUUCUGA